Messenger RNA from Schistocerca gregaria, 4789 nucleotides. It is a transcript of the gene Osbp, whose product is annotated as oxysterol-binding protein 1. Gene Ontology annotation, molecular function: sterol binding. Bases 509 to 2917 code for a protein of 802 amino acids. Lineage: Eukaryota; Metazoa; Arthropoda; Insecta; Orthoptera; Acrididae. Gene Ontology annotation, cellular component: cytosol; intracellular membrane-bounded organelle; membrane. The record is from RefSeq and is a predicted model, not a curated record. The transcript is spliced from 13 exons.
ACAGGUGUGCCCUACUGUUGGUCCUCUAAGACCAAGUGUUGCGUUCAAGGUAUUUACAGGUGAUACAAUAUUACAAUAACGUAUAACAGGUGAGCAGAUGGCCUUUCACUAAGCACAGUACUUGCUGCUUUGUGAAACACACCACGAAGGAAAUUACAGGGUUCUUUCACAUCACCUGCGGCCAGUAAUAAUACUAAAUGUAAUCGUUUCACGGAGGCGAAACUUGUGUGUGAAAAUUACAGAAAAAACAAUGGACACAAGCACAAAAACACUUGAAUUUGCUUUCAUAGACAACUAUGAAAUAUACUAUAUCUAUAUUUGCACAAUGAAUGAUGCAACGUCCAAUGCAUUGCAUCUUAAUUUGGUGUCCUGUAUUCGCAACGCCCUGUCGCUUUGCUGGCGUAGUAAUACUUCAGACGUCGCAUUGAGGUGCUGCCAUCUUGAAAAUGGUGGUCUGCGUUACGUGGAGUGAUAUGUGCCUGCAAUAGUUUAACAAUAAUUUACCGAAAUGGCUGAUGUAAAAUCGUCCCACAGUGAGCCUGAAAUGAAAGGAUGGCUUUUCAAAUGGACCAACUAUUUAAAAGGAUACCAGCGAAGAUGGUUUGUGCUGUCUAAUGGACUUUUGUCGUAUUACAGGGCCGAAAAUUCGGGGGGGUCCAAACUGUCUAUCCGCCGCCGCCGGCGGGCUGCUCGGACGGAGAACCAAGCUGAAAUGUCCCAUACAUGUCGUGGCACAAUAAGUUUGCAUGGUGCAUUAAUACACACAGAAGAUUCAUGUACAUUUGUUAUAUCAAAUGGUGGCACUCAGACAUUUCACAUAAAGGCUGCCAAUGAAGUGGAACGUCAACGAUGGGUUACUGCCCUAGAACUGGCAAAAGCUAAGGCUAUCCGAGUGAUGGAGUCAGAGGAAGAAGAGGAAGUGUUUGAUGAGACAGGUCCAACAAGCCAGAAAAGUGACAUGGAAACUGUGAUAAAAACAUUAGCAGCUAAGUUGGAAGAUUUGCAGACAUGCAGCGAACUCAUCACUAAACAUGGAGGUGCCCUCCAGCGUUCCCUUUCUGAACUAGAGACACUAGAUUCAACUCAAGAUGUUUCAGCUAAACUAAAGUCUGUAAAUGAGAGGGCAACACUUUUCCGGAUAACGUCCAAUGCCAUGAUCAAUACAUGCAGUGAGUACCUGGAACUAGCGCAGUCACAGGGCCGUAAAUGGCAACGCAUGCUGCAGCAUGAAAGGGAGCAGAGGCUCCGGCUGGAGGAAGUUGUAGAGCAGUUGGCACGACAGCACUCACAUCUAGAGCAGGCGGCCAAAGAACAUCAAAUUCCCAAUCAAAAUAUGCCUAAUCCUACACAUUCAUCGCCAUCAGAUGAUGAUGAUGAGAAUGAGUUUUAUGAUGCCCAAGAAGAAAACCAUGCAGACGGUGAAUCUAAUUUCAUUCUUAAGAUUCCUCUUGGCCAUCGUAGAACGUCAUCAGGACUUAGUAUAGGAUCUCAGGUUUCCGACACACGUCUGCCUCCUUCUGACGGUCAAGACGAAGCGUCUGGUUCUAGCAGUGAGGUGGACGACACUACUGAGACCAAGGUGCUGGUUAUCAGCACGGCCAACUCCACAGGCAAUGGCUGUGUGGAUCAAACCUCCACCACAACCACCACCAUUUGCAGUGGACAUGUGAGCAGUCACCAGAUUGGUCUUGGGACAUUACCCACCACAGGCAAGAGAAGGCAGAGGAGGACACGUGUUCCAGAUAAACCUAAUUAUCCACUGAACUUGUGGAGUAUAAUGAAGAAUUGUAUUGGCAAGGAGUUGACAAAGAUUCCUCUGCCGGUUAACUUCUCAGAGCCACUUUCAAUGCUACAAAGGCUGACAGAAGAUUAUGAAUAUGCCGAGAUACUGGAUAAGGCCGCAGAGUGUGCAGAUGGUUGUGAGCAACUGGCAUAUGUUGCAGCAUUUACAGUUUCCAGUUAUGCCACAACAAGUGUACGCACAGGAAAGCCAUUCAAUCCUCUUCUGGGAGAGACUUUUGAAUGUGAUCGAACAGAGGAUUUGGGGUGGCGUGCUGUAUCGGAGCAGGUUUCUCACCACCCACCGAUGGUUGCACAGUUUUGUGAAGGUCGCAAAUGGAGAUGCUGGCAGGAGUUCACAAUAGCUUCAAAAUUCCGAGGAAAAUAUCUGCAGAUCAUUCCUCUGGGAACUGCACACCUAGAGUUUGAGGGUUCAGGUAAUCAUUACACUUGGCGGAAGGUGACUACAACAGUUCACAAUAUAAUAGUUGGCAAGCUAUGGGUUGAUCAAAGUGGUGAUAUGGAUAUUAUCAACCAUAAGACUGGAGCAAAAUGUCAUUUGAAAUACAUCCCAUAUAGUUACUUCACCAGGGAUGUUCAGAGAAAGGUAAAAGGCUGUGUCAUGGAUCAAGAUGGCAAUGUCAAAUGGAUUGUAUCAGGUACAUGGGACAAUAAGAUAGAAAUUGCACCAGUAACUGGUUCUCAAGGUAGUCUAGAGAAUCCAGUGUUCAAAACUGGUCCAUAUCAACUUGUCUGGAAGAGAAGGAUGCCUCCUCCGGAAUCUGAGCGCUAUUACAACUUCACAGAAUUGGCAUGCCAACUAAAUGAACCUGAGGAAGGUGUGGCACCAACUGACUCGCGUUAUAGACCUGACCAACGGCUGAUGGAAGAAGGACGUUGGGAUGAGGCAAAUGCAGAAAAAUUAAGACUCGAGGAGAAGCAGAGGCAUGCAAUGCGGCAGCGAGAAUCAGCAGCUGAGAAAGCUGCUGCAGACGGUCGUCCGUACACUCCAUAUGAGCCUGUAUGGUUCAAGAAAGAGAAGGAGCCAUUCACUGGCAAUGUUUUCCAUAUGUAUCAAGGACAGUACUGGGCAUGCAAAGAUAAACAGGAUUGGGCUGUAUGCCCUGAUAUAUUCUAGCUGCCAUGGUGCUGGAUUAUUCUUACUUCCUCAGUCUUGCAACUGUUUUCUUCCUUUACUGUAGGGAAGAGCCCUACAUUGAAUAGCCAUCUCCUUGAUGGUAUAAUCGCCAUCCAAAUUUAUCAUGUAAAUAAAUUUGUAAUUUAAAGAAAAAAGUGUAUUUUAUUUCUAUCUGUAUUUUGUUGUGUCCAUUUUAAUUGAACCUCACUGUGUUACGUCAGAAGUAGAGCACUUUCCAGAAACAUUUUGUAAAGAGUGUGUGUGUGUGUGUGUGUGUGUGUGUGUGUGUGUGUGUGUGUGUGCGUGUGCGCGUGUGCACUUGCGCACAUGUGCUCUUUUGGGGGGGGGGGGGGGGGGGGAAUUGCAGCAGAGUGUAAGUAUUGUGUUAUUACUAUGUUAUUAAUGGAAGGCUGUAGUUAAUAUUUUUCGUAGGUCAGAAUGUACUGUAAUUGUGAACUGUUAACCAUGUAAAGGCUCAGCAGUAGUAAAUUUUCUUCCAGUUUGGCCUGGAGGGGAGGGACGGGGAUAAUGAAUGAAUUGUGAUACAAUGUUGUUCUUCAUGGGGUACAAAAAGGGGGCGGGUCAGGGCAGAGACUGCUGUCUUUGUAAAUUGUUGGUGUAAGUUUAACUUAAAGAAGACAUUUGAUUACCUCUGUUAAUCAUGUGGUGAUGACUGUGGAGGAGUGUUUUAUGCUUUCUAUGGCAGCUUUGUUGUUGUUGAUCUGUUGUAAUAUUUGAUACUCUACUGUAUGAUUUGGUGCAACUUUUGUACAGAGUUACUUGAAUCUGACUUAUACUUCAUAGUUAGUGUUAUUUAUGCUGUGGAUUGCUUCAUACCAUUGAGAUGUUUAUUUUUAUAAGUUUUGUUUGUGUGAUCUUUGUCAUGCUGAUAUAGUCCCAUUCUGUCACACUUAUGUUAAAAUAUUGUGCUAACAUCUUUCUAUUUAGUAUAGAUCAGACUUAGUGAGAUUGUUCCUUUGUAACAAGAGUUUGGAUGUUUUGUAAAUCUCAGAUAUUAUUGUCAGGUUCUUUGUUCAACUGGCUUCCAUAUUUAGAAUAAUCCAGUAAGCCAUUCUGUCUGUAAAAUAUUAGUUCUGUACAUGUAUUUUUAUGAUGAAGAGUAUUUACUGGGAGGGAGAUAGAUCCUUUCAUGGUAAAUUUUGUCUGUAGUAAUGCAGGUGUUACUACCAACAUCAUUUUCACUCGAAGUGCAUCUGAAACAUAACUUAAUGAGAGACAUGUUGUGAAUAUAGGACAGAAAUACUGUUGUUGUGUAAUGUGCCUUUUAUUGUGUAGGCACAAUUUAUUUUUACAACACAGCUGCAUGUAAUUUACUACAGACAGUUGCAUUCUGCAUUGACCCGAAGGACUGAAAUAUUUUCAGAGGCGUCCAAAUUUUGUUUACAACAAAGCAGUCAUUAUAUUUUUGCUUUUUCAGAUGACUCAUGUAGGGAGGAAAUCUGCUUGGUGCAAUUAGCAGUUACAUUGUGAGGUAUAUUUUAAGUGCUGUUCAUAGGUGAAGAAAAAAGUCACUACCAGUGAAACCAUAAAAUUUGUGCUUUACUGUAAGAUAAUUUUGUGUACGUAAUUGUCACAUAUUUAUGGCCUCUGUUAUAAUAUGAAAGGUAGUGUUUGUUGUGACGUAACUGUACAAAUCUGGAAGCUGUGAAUGAAAUCCCUUAAGAAAUGAAAAUGAUUUUUCUUUAUCAUUUUUCUGUUUACACAGUUAUCCAGACACAUGGGUGAAUUGUACGUUAUGCCACAAAUGCAGUCACUUAAGUGAUUUCCUAAUUCCUAUAAUUAUGACAUAGCAACAACAAAAUUGUUGACUUUGUCAUUUGGUGUAAUAAAUAACAUUGAUUAUUAUCAUAA